AUGACACCUGAGAAGGAGAAACAGAUAGCCUCGAGGAUUCUCGAGAGGGCAGAAUUAGCCCAGAUGACGAGGCAACUACGGCUAAAUCUGGGUAAAGCUAGUGAAAAGAGGAAAGGCGACCCUGAUAUUACAGAGGCAAUCAGAAAAGUUUCUCCCAGAAAGACUCUGGGCGCAACUCCAAGAGGUAACAGUAGCAGUAAUAAACCUAAGGACUCCGGUACGCCACCACCGCCACCACCGCCUUCGAGAGACGCUAAUAUAUUGCGCGCUCCUGCAACGCCAAGAGCCACUAAGGAUGACGACGUUGGUGCAGACCUACUGAUGUAUCUAGCAACGUCACCGUGUGCAUCUACAACUACUACAACUAAUAGAAAGGGACCUUCGACGCCAAAUGGGUUUUCACCGGAUGAAACGACAGUACGUCUAUCGCAUCUGAAAAAUUCCAAUCCAGUAUCAUCGCCGUUCAAGGUUAGCGACUCACCAAUGGUAUAUACUCUAAGAGGUGCACAUCCAUCGACUCCCGGCAGGUCCGAAUUGAGGUUUAAUAUGGGUGAUUACGUUCACAAUUUGUUCAGUCCGUCUCCUGGUUUCAGCAAUGGUAUCCAUACAACACCGCUGUCUAUGGAAAAGCCACAAACCUCGAAUUUACUGGGUAACAGUUCGCCGGGUGGACAUUUGAAACCUAGUAGAUUUGUGAGAAGAGAAGAUACGAGUGGCAAUGCGGUGGACAGCGCCGAUACCUCUGCGAUGGAGCAAAGGAUCGACAACGACGGCGGCACUCAUACUGACGGUUCUAAUGGGACUACAGCUGGUACUGGAAAGAACUUAGCCGCCGAGGGUACCGUCUAG
Zygosaccharomyces rouxii is the source of this 849-nucleotide messenger RNA. It is a transcript of the gene STB1, whose product is annotated as Stb1p. The transcript has a single exon. Lineage: Eukaryota; Fungi; Ascomycota; Saccharomycetes; Saccharomycetales; Saccharomycetaceae. The record is from RefSeq and is a predicted model, not a curated record. The coding region runs from base 1 to 849 and encodes 282 amino acids.